Molecule: messenger RNA, 4251 nt
Organism: Tachyglossus aculeatus (Australian echidna)
Lineage: Eukaryota; Metazoa; Chordata; Mammalia; Monotremata; Tachyglossidae
Gene: RBM45
Product: RNA binding motif protein 45
Exons: 10
Coding region: 1-1440 (479 amino acids)
Molecular function (GO): RNA binding
Source: RefSeq, a predicted model, not a curated record
AUGGAGGAGGCGGCGGCGGCGGCGCUGGGGGCGGCCGGCGGCGGCUUCCGCCCCGGGGUGGACAACCUGGACGAGCCGCCCAACAGCCGCGUGUUCCUGGUGAUCAGCAAGAGCACGCCCGAGUCGGUGCUGCGGGACCGCUUCUCGGCCUUCGGGGACAUCCAGGACAUCUGGGUGGUGCGCGACAAGCACACCAAGGAGUCCAAGGGCAUCGCCUUCGUCAAGUUCGCGCGCAGCUCGCAGGCCUGCCGCGCCAUGGAGGAGAUGCACGGACAGUGCCUCGGGCCCAACGACGCCAAGCCCAUCAAGGUAUUCAUUGCCCAGUCACGGUCAUCCGGGAGCCACCGAGAUGUUGAAGACGAAGAACUCACCAGAAUCUUUGUAAUGAUCCCGAAGGCCUACACCGAAGAAGAUCUGAGAGACAAGUUUAAGGUAUAUGGAGACAUUGAAUAUUGCAGCAUUAUCAAGAAUAAAAACACAGGAGAAAGUAAAGGUUUAGGCUACGUGAGAUAUUUAAAGCCAUCCCAGGCUGCCUUGGCGAUAGAAAACUGUGAUCGAAGUUAUAGGGCGAUCCUGGCGGAGCCCAAAAAUAAGGCAACUGAAGCCUCCGAUCAGGACUACUACAGCAGUAUGAGGCAGGAGACAUUGGGACACGAGCAGAGAGUCAGUAUGUUUCCCUUCGAAGAACAGACGGAAUUUUGCAACUUUGAAAAAAACGAGACCAGAGGCCAAGAGUCUGUCUCCAAACGCUUGUCAGUAGUAUCGCGAGUUCCUUUCACCCAAGAGCAGCUCUUCGGCCUUUUUGAUAUAAUCCCGGGCCUGGAGUAUUGUGAAAUCCAACGAGACCCCUACUCCAACUACGGUCACGGUGUGGUUCAGUAUUUUAACGUAGCGUCAGCUAUAUAUGCUAAAUACAAAUUACAUGGGUUUCAGUACCCUCCCGGAAAUCGAAUAGGGGUCUCCUUCUUGGAAGAUGGGACAAACGGAUCAGAACUCCUUAGAAAAAUGGCAACUCAGAUGGUCGCAGCACAGCUGGCAUCAGUGGUGUGGAACAAUCCUGGACAACAGCAGUUUAUGAUGCCUUCACCUUACGGAGGGUCUUCUAGCACUCAGUUACCGAUCCAGACAGAUGUUGUGCUUCCGUCGUGCAAAAAGAAAGCUCUCCCCGACACUACUGUGAAGGAAAGACUCUUCGUUGUGUUUAAUCCUCAUCCCUUACCUUUAGAUGUAUUGGAAGAUAUAUUCUGUCGUUUUGGCAAUCUUAUUGAAGUCUACCUUGUGUCUGGAAAAAAUGUGGGGUAUGUUAAGUAUGCAGAGAGAUCAAGUGCUAAUGAUGCCAUAGCUGCUUUACAUGGAAAGAUCCUGAAUGGUGUCAGGCUAAAAGUUAUGCUGGCAGAGUCACCAAGAGAAGAAUCUAACAAACGGCAAAGAACUUACUGAACCUGUGGGAAUUUAGGAGUUCGCAGUUUAAAAAAAAAUAAAUAAAAAGACUUCAGGCUGGAAUUUGGCCUACAGAGCCACAGUCCAGAUGGAUAAACUUUAUUAUGCAGUUCCUAAAAACUCUUUUUAUUGUCUUUUUCAAAGAAGUUUACUGGUUUGAUUUAAUUUUUUUUUUUUUUGCACUUUGUAAUUUAUGGACAUUCCAUUUGGAAAAUGAGUUGAGCAAAUGUUCUCUUUGUGUUUUGUGUUUUUUUUAAAAUAAAAAAAAAAAUCUAGCCGUUAAGACUUGAACUUUUUUUUUGUUUUUGUUUAAACUUACAAAGUGGAAGCCCCCUAACUGUCCAAAGUACACUUAGUUCUGCCAGAGCGCAUGUUUCCUCCCUGCGAUUUGGCUAGAACGAGGCAGCAGAAUUAGGGAACCUUCUUUCGACAACGCGAGCCUGUCUGGAUACAGCGCCACGCGGUGUCGGAAGAAACGGUUGUACGUUGGGGCGCGGCGUCUGACACAGUGAGUAUCGCAGUGUGAGCUUCCCUGUUGUCGGUCCGGGGGCUCGCCUCACCGGGGGUGUACAAAAGUCAACGGUCUGGGAUGGGCAGGUGGGUCCUUUGAAUAAGACUGCUGAAGCUGUUGGUAUCUCAUAAAUGUUUUCAGGGCGUGUUUUCAGGAUUUCCAUCCUCAGACUAGCGAAAGGUCCUGGCAUCGAGGGUCAAAUAAUUAUCGUAUCUCAGGGCGAUGCGUUGGUGUGCAUCUGUUAAAUGGCAGCUUAGUCACCCGGUGCUUCGCAGAGUACUAGGCGCAUGUUAAGAAAUCCAACUGGAUGUGAAAUGCAUUGAGAAAUCUCCUGAUAGAUUUUUUUUUUUUUUAAACAAAAAUACCCAGCAGUUUAAGGCACUAAACAUCCCAGUCGGUUUAGUAAUUCUUCGUAAAUGGGAAGGAAGGUUGUUUCUGAAGCUUCCACUCCAGCCCGGCCCUUACCGUGAUCUCCGGCUGGGCUGCUGAACGUCCCGGCCCACUGGUCACCCCCCGUUUCCCCUUGCCUUUUCCCUUGCCUCCCUAUUUCGGGGCUCCCGACCAGGGCGGAGAAGAGGGAGUGAGGGAAUGGUCCUGACAGUCCAGCGGAUGAAAGUUCCCACAUACCGGCUGGGUCUAAAGUUCCAGCAACUCACAGUGCAGCUCCGGGUCCUGAGCUGAUGGUAAACGACGUUAGACCUGGCCAUGGUUUAGAUUGGAUUUGGCCAGGUUACAGGAUUUCAGCCCACAUAAGGCCGUAGCCCACUUUCCAAUUGUAAUUCUUCUUUUCCUGUCCUAAUACAGGUGAGACAAUUUAUAAAAAUUUUUAAUUUAUAAAAAUCCCCCCUCCGCCCCCUGCCCGAAAAAAAUUGUUAUAACAGGGCUCGUGAAAAUCAAAGACGAUUACCUAUUCAGGUACACUCAAUUUUGUCAUAAUGUGGCUUUUCACUAGGGCUUUGGGCUAGAGUGCUGUUAGGAAAUUAGGCAGCGCUUUUUUGAUAAACCAAACCUGUCUGGAUAAUAGCAUAUGCGAUAGAAGAAAUGGGGUGCACAGGCAAGUGACAUUGACAUUUAUGAGUACUAGACUGUGAAUUUUUCUUAAUGCGGGGUUUUGCAAGCAUAUAGUCCCAACAUUCAAGGAGAGUGGGAUGUGUUGGAUUAUAAUACUGCCUUUGUCCUCUCUCACUUUAAAUCAUUUUUGUUAUAUUGAGGAUUCAUGUAAGCCUUUUGAAGAUAGGGUUUGUGUCUGCCAAAUCUUGUGUAUUGUAUCUCCCAAGUGCUUAGAACAGUGCUCUGCCCAGACUAAGAGCUCAAUAAAUGCUAUUAAUGGAUUGAACAGUUUUUCCGAAUAUAUGCUAUCUUUUCAUCAAACUUGAUUAUGGAAUUGAUAUCCAAGGUAUAUUGGGUGAAAAAAAAAUCCGCAUCCAGUGUUUUAAACUCAAACAGAGCUCUUCUGUGGCAGAAGAUAAUUUCCUGGGAUAAAGGAGUAAGAUGCACAUUCUUUUUCCGGCAGUUGAGGAUUUUUAUAUUCUUCUGGAUGGGUGGUCCUAAAAAUAUAAACCAGUUGUUUUUUCUGUAAUUGAAAUAUAUGUAUCCAGGGCAAGGGCAGUGAAAUUUUUGAGGCUGAUUGAAGAUGCGGCGGUUUUGAUGAGAAAUGUCCUAAAUCUGUACUAACUACCCUUAUUUAGAAGUUCUUCUGUCUUCGGGAGAAAUAAGCAGUUUUCACCAACCCUUGCUUGCAGGAAUAACACCUUAAUUUGUGAUUAAACUGAAAUAUAAAUGUAUGGAAAACUGUUCACAUCUCUAGGAGAUUUUUUUUUUAAAUAAAGGGAAGGACUGCAGUUUUACCUUCUGGAGAUUAGCAUCGAAUUAUGCAUUGCCCAGAAACAAACAUUCUUGUUUAUUUUUCAGUGAUUUCAGCUAACACGUUGAAAGCAGUUUGGCCAAUUUGUAAGCUUGCUCUUUUAUACAAAGGCUCCAUCCUCUGUCUAGUACAGGAAAGUGGAUUGUUUCAGAACAGCUCAUUUGGAGGAAAGAAAACGGGCAACUUCAAGAUCAUGUAUCUUCUGGAGAUGUGAAACAGCUAAUUAGUUCUUUGGUUGUAUUUAAUGAAGCAUCAUUAAUGUCUUUUACUAGGCACUCGGAGUUUGUGGGUCCAUCCAUUGAGUAAAUUGACAUUUUUUUGAACCCACUAUCUUUAUUAUGAAUCAUUUGAACUGGGUUGUCAAACAAUCAAUUGAUCCAUGGUAUUGGAACACAGGCCUGAGAGUCAGAGGACCUGGGUUCAAAUCUCAGCUCUG